AUGGUCUUGAUAGCAUGGAAAUUGGAGAUGGUGAUGGCACUUGCAUGUGAUCAAGUUGAGAUAAUGGGGAGGCUCAUUGUUCUUAGAAGUACAUCUUUCGAUCUAUUUGAUUAUAGCCCUUUCUCUCAUUGUUUUCUCUAUAUGAAAAUUCUAGAAGAGGUUCAAAAUGGGGAGAUACAAAGGAUGAUUUUAAAGUUAUUCAUUGAAUUAGGGGUGAGGGUGUUGUUAAAUAGUCUUAAAAACGUUCGGGAGUUGAUGGGGGGAAGGUGGAGGACUUGUCCAUUUUCCGAAGAUCACAAGCAUUUUCGCAAUAGAACAAUGUUCUACUAUGCCAUGGGCUUGCUGAUUUUCUUGGAGGAUAGUCUUUUGAAAUUUAGAUCUUUAAUGAACCAAUUCUCCGGCAUGCUGGCCAAUGAUUCUUUGUGUGCGAUGAACAAGCAGACUAGAAGAGUAAAUAGACGAUUUAUGUGGAAUGAAGCAGUUGAGUGGAGAACUGUCCAUUUUCAAAAGAUCGCAGACAUUCUACUAUGCCAUGGGCUUGUUGAUUUUCUCCGAGGAAUAUUAACUGGAGAAAAUGGUAACAAUAAAUAUGCAGCGAGGUGA
Dovyalis caffra is the source of this 603-nucleotide messenger RNA. Lineage: Eukaryota; Viridiplantae; Streptophyta; Magnoliopsida; Malpighiales; Salicaceae. The record is from the annotation of a GenBank genome assembly.